AUGGAAUGGUGGGAAAGUAUAAGUAUUGGUUCCCUCACAUUUGUAUGCACUCCAACACAACACUGGUGCCAGCGAUAUCCACUCGACUUCAACAAUGCUCUAUGGUGUGGAUGGGUAGUGGAAAGCCCGAAAUACAAGUAUUACUUUGCCGGGGAUACGGGAUACCAUAAAAAACUAUUUCAGUUGAUUGGCCAAAAAUAUGGACCCUUUGAUCUUGCAUCGAUACCAAUAGGAGCAUAUGAGCCCAGAUACAUCACUGAAUUUGAGAGCGUAAAUCCGGAGGAAGCUGUGGAAGUCCAUUGUGACAUACAGAGUCGCGUCUCAAUUGGUAUCAACUGGGGAACAUUUGAACUGACAAACGAGUAUUACUUGGAGCCACCACAGGAGUUGGAAAAACAGAUGUACAACAAUGGUCUGGAGCCAAAGACGUUCUUCAACUUGCAAAUCGGAGAGACAUGGAUAGUUGGGGAAGACCGGGAUUAUGACCCGCCUUUUAUGGAGAGAGAGAAAAGGGGAACACCGAGACUCAAUUAUGAUCGACCUAAUGGUGAUCUAAGUGGCUUUACAACGGUGGCCACUCUGCAGGAUCCACUUUCCAUGGUUGACGCAUUAUGUCAGGAUAUUAAGACUGAAAAUCAAGUGAAGAAAAUAGAGUGUUCUCAUCCGAGAAGAAUUUCUCCAGAUGGACCAUCGUCACACAACAACCACAUAGAUUUAGCAACAAUUACUGUAAUGGAACCAACUGUGCCUUCUAAAAGAAGUAUGGCCCGUGAUGCACAAUGGUCACACAAAACUCAGGAAGAUUCUGCACUUGUCGUGAAACCAACUGGGCGUUAUAAACCGAGAAGUAUGACAAUCCAAGAAGCUUUCAAAGCACCAUGGCCACACAACAACCAGGAAGAUUCUGCAAUUGGAAUGAAACCAACAGGGCGUUCUAAACCGAAAAGAAGUUUGUCUCCCGAUGCACCAUUGCAACGAAACAAUCAGGAUUCUGAUUCUGGAAUCAAACCAACAGGUAGUUUAGCACGAGAUUGAUUUACGAGAUUAUG
Molecule: messenger RNA, 1049 nt
Organism: Mya arenaria
Lineage: Eukaryota; Metazoa; Mollusca; Bivalvia; Myida; Myidae
Exons: 5
Coding region: 1-1035 (344 amino acids)
Cellular component (GO): cytoplasm
Source: RefSeq, a predicted model, not a curated record